AUGACAAUUGAAGAAAUUAUAAAAGCGACGGAUGAAGACGAAGUGUUAAAAGGUGUUCGAGCAGCAAUCAAACUAAAUAAGUGGGACUACAACAUUGUUAAACAGUUCAAGCAAAUCAAAGACGAGCUGUCCGUUACAACGAAAGGAGUUAUACUCCGUGGUGCCAGAAUAGUAAUUCCAGAAAGCCUUCAACAAAGAGCCAUUGAUAUUGCUCAUGAUUGUCAUAUGGGACUAACAAAGACCAAGGCACUUUUAAGAGAAAAAAUAUGGUUUCCUAAUAUAGAUCAAUUAGUGAAAGACACCGUGGCGAAAUGCAUUCCAUGUCAAGCGGUAGGAAAGCCAAAACCACCAGAACCUCUGUCUAUGACGAGCAUGCCAAAGGGACCUUGGGAAGUUAUUCAUGCCGAUUUCUACGGUCCGUUACCAUCUGGAGAAUAUCUUCUAGUAGUGAUCGAUAGGUACUCCAGGUAUCCAGAAGUGGAAAUCGUGUCGUCAACUAAAGCUUCAACGGUUAUACCUAAGUUGGACAAAAUGUUCGCAACGCAUGGCAUACCAGAUACGUUAAAAACGGACAAUGGCCCUCCUUUUAACGGAGAAGAAUAUCGACGAUAUGUUCGAGCGUUGGGAAUUAAAGUAUUAUAUUCCACACCAUAUUGGCCGCAAGGUAAUAGCGAAGCCGAACGAUUCAUGCAGCCCUUAGGCAAAGCUUUAAGAACUGCUAAAGCCGAAGGAAGACCGUGGAGACAAGAGCUAAACAGGUUUCUACUUCAAUACAGAACAACGCCACAUUCGACUACCAAAGUACCACCGUCGGAGUUAAUAUUCAAUCGUGUGGUAAAAGGCAAACUUCCAAUGAUCAGUAAACGUAACAUUGUGAACAGACACAAACAAGCAAGAGAGAAUGACAAGGCAGGACAAGAGUAUAACAAGCAGUACGCAGACAAUCGUCGGAAAACUAAACAUCGUAACAUCGCUGUCGGUGAUUGUGUUUUGGUUAGACAGAGAAAACAAAACAAGCUGACAACAAAUUUUGACACCACACCAUAUCGUGUUAUAGGAACAAACAGAUCGCAAGUUACAGCACAAAGUAAAGAUGGACACAAAAUAACAAGAAACGUGUCACACUUUAAACGUAUCCCCGAAAAAAAAGUAGAGGUAGAUACUGACGUCGAUGACGAAGAGUAUAAAGGAAAAGAUGCAGAGAAUGCGAAGGCAGGACAGAACAAUUCUCAAUCGACACCCGAAGUUCCAGUGAACAUAGCUAGGAGAUCAACGAGAGACAGAAGAGCACCGCAAAGAUACGGUAACCCAUUAAUGUGGAAAUAA
Molecule: messenger RNA, 1326 nt
Organism: Dendronephthya gigantea
Lineage: Eukaryota; Metazoa; Cnidaria; Anthozoa; Malacalcyonacea; Nephtheidae
Exons: 1
Coding region: 1-1326 (441 amino acids)
Biological process (GO): DNA integration
Molecular function (GO): nucleic acid binding
Source: RefSeq, a predicted model, not a curated record